AACUACGUCACAUUUCUUGUUUGCUAUGGAACGCGGUAGAAUAUGCGCAGCGCUUGUAUUUGGUUGUUCACAGUAUUUUGUACAGAACAUAUUAGAUAACACUAAUUAUACAUUACCAUAUAGUCACAAUUACUAAGAAGAAAGCAAUAAAUAAUACGAUGAUACGGAAAUUUGAGACGCAUCUUCAACUUCAUUAGCUGAAGAAAAGAUUACAGUGAACGUCACUAUAAAGCCGAGUGACGUCAAACUCGAAAUUUUGAAUUGCCGCUGUUAUUGUUGACCUUAAGCCUUUCUUGUGAUCGAAUUCUACGGGGAGCAUUAUCAUGACAAGUCUACUAAAAACUCAGCUAAAAAUUCACUCACCAGAACUUCCGGUUUCUAUUUAGAUUUUUCUAUGCUGAACAAAGGCACUUCCGUUGUGCGGUUUUCACUUUAAGAAGGUCAAAAUGCUGGAAAACAUUUUGUCACGUCACGAAGUUGUAGACAAACGGUCGGGAAACGGAAAUACGUCGUCGGUAGUGGUAUACCUCGUCGACAUAUACAUUCACGCGUAAACAUUAUUUGCCACAGCUGAAAAUUGGGUACACUAGCAAGAUGUAUAGUACAGACUCGGCUGGUUUUUACCUCACUCAAGUUUACUUUCUGUUUGGAAUCAGGGUGGAGAUGAUAACGUGCAUGUGUCUAUGUGUGUAUUAAACAUAUUUCAACAAUAGAAAGUUUAUCUGAGAUAUCCAUUCGAAAGUGAAAAAUGCACAAAACCUUUACACCGUUCGAACUGGGUGUGGUUACGACCAUAGCAGAACGACGACCGACAAUUCGGAGGGGGAUAUUAUCCGAUUUAAUAGAGGAACAUGUUGAUUUGGAGCAGGAAAGUGAUUCUCCAAAACAAAGUCAUCGACUACACGAAUCCGGCAGCAGUUUACCUUCACCAGAGGAGGAGUCGCAACUGUUGGUUCCUCCAUCUGCACACUCUGUUAGCGACUGCGAUACCGAAGAUGACGAUUUGAAUAAUUUUGUUUUGGUGAAAGAAGAUCGUAGUUCCGCGAGAAAAAAUGAUGAAAAAUUAACAACGGAUCAGGAUAAGACACUCGGCCACUCAGAGAAUGAUGAACUGACUUCUAAAAACAUAAACUCUUGGAAUAUAACGUAUUCCAUUCAAUUGGGUCUGCGCCAUGCAGUUAGAGGACGGUCAGAAAAACCGGAAAGAGAUAUCCUGAUGCGAGAUUUCAAAACCAUCGAGUCACAAUAUUUUUCUUUCCAAGGAUCAGAGCAAAUCCCCGAUGCGCAUCGAUACUCUGACUUUCGUUUCGAGUCAUUCGCUCCCGUUGCUUUUCACUAUUUCCGUAAUCUCUUCUGCAUUCAUCCCCAAGAAUUUCUGCUAUCGUUGUGCAAUCAGCCGUUAAGAGAGUUGGGCAAUUCGGGAGCAAGUGGAUCAAUUUUCUACGUGUCAGCCGACGAUGAGUUCAUCAUCAAGACUGUACAAUACCAAGAAGGAAAUUUUCUUCAGAAAUUGCUUCCUGGAUAUAAUAUGAACCUCAAUCAGAAUCCCAGGACGCUGUUGCCAAAAUUUUUCGGUUUCUACUCUUACAUUUGUAACGCGAAGCACAUGCGGAUGGUAGUAAUGAACAACUUACUGCCGUCUUCAAUAAAACUCCACGAGAAAUAUGAUCUUAAGGGUUCUACCUUCAACAGAAAGGCAUCGCCGGAAGAACGGAGUAAAUCCGUCCCCACAUUUAAGGAUUUGGAUUUCAUGGAAGUUCAUCCAGGUGGGAUCCUGCUGGAAGCGGAGAUAUACAACGCGCUGAUUAAUUCCAUCCAGCGAGACUGCCGUGUUUUGGAAAGCUUCAAAAUAAUGGACUACAGUCUUUUGGUUGCCAUCCACAAUCUCGAUUCGGCGGCUAAAGAGGAUGCCGAGCAUGGGCAAAACAAUUCGAUUGACGGAGAAAACAGUGCGGGAACUAAAACUUCGUUUCGGACAGCCAAAACUAGUCAAUCGUCAAUUAUUCUUCGAAAGGGUUCCAUCGUCAGUCGCCGAAAACUGGUGGCCCAUUCAACUACGCUAGAAAGUAUCCAGAUGAGAAAUGAACCCAGUGGCAAUAAGGGAGAUUAUAGUCGACUUGACGGGAUACCAGCUCGUAACGCCAAGGGCGAAAGAUUGAUUGUGUUUCUAGGCAUCAUCGACAUUUUGCAGAACUAUCGACUGGCGAAAAAAAUUGAACAUGUGCUAAAGGCAACCAUUCACGAUGGAGAUUCGAUAUCGGUUCACCAUCCUGCUUUUUACUCCCAGCGUUUCCAAAACUUCAUGGCUAAUCAGGUCUUCCGAAAAAUUUCCUCGUGUUAAUCAAAAUGGAUGAAUUAUUUGUCAUUCCAUGCCAAAAGUUCAUUCGAUCUGGCGUUUUGAUAUUAUCAAACCUUGAAAAUACAUUUGUUGUUAAGUUGAA
Molecule: messenger RNA, 2441 nt
Organism: Daphnia pulex (common water flea)
Lineage: Eukaryota; Metazoa; Arthropoda; Branchiopoda; Diplostraca; Daphniidae
Product: phosphatidylinositol 4-phosphate 5-kinase type-1 alpha-like
Exons: 8
Coding region: 749-2341 (530 amino acids)
Biological process (GO): phosphatidylinositol metabolic process
Molecular function (GO): phosphatidylinositol kinase activity
Source: RefSeq, a predicted model, not a curated record